Messenger RNA from Elaeis guineensis (African oil palm), 1819 nucleotides. RefSeq lists its product as uncharacterized. The record is from RefSeq and is a predicted model, not a curated record. Gene Ontology annotation, biological process: mitochondrion organization. Lineage: Eukaryota; Viridiplantae; Streptophyta; Magnoliopsida; Arecales; Arecaceae. Gene Ontology annotation, cellular component: membrane; mitochondrion.
AACAAAAUCCCGAGACCCGACCGAUACGCGCUACCGCUGCCGAGGUUUUGCGAGGGUUCUCUCCCCCGCCGAGAGACCCCGAAAGAGGAGCUCCGAGAGAAAAAAAAUGGCGAUGUGGAGGGCCAAAUCCCUUCAUUUCUCCCUCCGAGCUGCCCUCGCCUCCCUUCCCGUCCGCGAAGACCUCCUCUCUCCUCCCCUCCUCCUCCUCCGCCGCUACCGCGCCGGCCGCCUCCACCGCGACGAUUUCCCCUCCUCCAGGUACGAGCAGCUGGCGACCCCGACGAACUGGGGCGUCCGCAUCGUGCCGGAGAAGAAGGCCUACGUCGUGGAGCGGUUCGGAAAGUAUCUGAAGACCCUCGAUUCGGGCAUUCAUCUCCUCGUCCCCUUCGUCGACAGGAUCGCCUACGUCCACUCCCUCAAGGAGGAGGCGAUCCCCAUCCCCGACCAGUCCGCGAUUACCAAGGACAACGUCAGCAUCCUCAUCGAUGGCGUGCUUUAUGUCAAGAUUGUGGAUCCAUUCCUUGCUUCUUAUGGUGUGGAGAAUCCAAUAUUUGCAGUGAUUCAGCUGGCACAGACAACGAUGAGAAGUGAGCUGGGAAAGAUCACUUUGGAUAAGACAUUUGAGGAGAGGGACACACUCAAUGAGAAUAUUGUGAGAGCAAUUAAUGAGGCUGCUUCCAGUUGGGGUCUUAAGUGUCUGCGAUAUGAAAUAAGGGAUAUAUCUCCUCCACCGGGAGUGAAGGCAGCUAUGGAGAUGCAAGCUGAAGCAGAAAGAAGAAAACGUGCUCAAAUUCUUGAGUCUGAAGGAGAAAGACAAGCACACAUCAACAUUGCUGAUGGAAGGAAAAGUUCUGUGAUAUUGGCAUCAGAAGCUGCAAUGAUGGAUCAGGUGAAUAGGGCUAAAGGAGAAGCUGAAGCUAUCCUUGCUAGAUCACGGGCAACUGCAGAGGGACUUAAGGUGUUAUCAGAGGCCAUGAAAGCAGAGGGAGGUGCUCAGGCGGCAAGUCUAAAAAUUGCUGAACAAUACAUUAAAGCAUUUGGCCGCAUAGCCAAGGAGGGAACUACUCUGUUGCUCCCUAGCACUGCCGAUAAUCCUUCUGCCAUGGUAGCUCAGGCUCUGACAAUAUACAAAAGACUCAGUGGUGAUAGUUCUAAUGCUUCCCCCGGGGAGAGGGCCCAAAUAGAAACCAAAGAUGGGAGUCAAACUGAUAGCCUUACGGGACCAGAUUGGAUGGAAGGUCCCUCUUCAGGUACAACAGGUGUCCCUAAUACUACCGCCGAUUCAAGUGAAAGAGUGUUUUCUCUCCAAAGCCCACCAAAGGAUUGAAUUAAUUGUUGGUUUGCCUCCAAUUUAUAAGAACAACGUUCGGCUGCUCGAUUUUGCAAGCACGUGAUAUGAGGCUUGUUAAUUUGUAAUUCCACUGUCUUGAGAAGUCCUCGAAGGUAUUUCUACAUUUUUGAUACAUUCUAGUGAUGAAGAAGGUUAAGAAAUUGCUUUGGAGGUCUUACCUUUGUGCAACAGAUCCGAGCAGUUGAUAUUCAGACAGUACUAGAAUUAGCGAAUUCAUAUAAGGAAGGAAGAGAAAGAAUUAUAUCCUCUGGAAUCCAUGACAUCUUGUCUGUCUUAGUCCAGCCUAUUCCACCAAAUUCUUGGCUUUUCAAGUGGAACCCCAACUGGUGGGGAAUAAAAUUUGUAAUUUUACAUCAUUAUUUCCUGCCUUCUUCAUUUAAGCUGCGUGGAGUUUGUCAAAAUUGUAAGCUCACGGAUUUGUUUUGAAAGUUUUUGCUAAUAAAUACCUUUAUUGCAGGCGUUAAGUUC